Messenger RNA from Hyalella azteca, 900 nucleotides. RefSeq lists its product as uncharacterized. The record is from RefSeq and is a predicted model, not a curated record. The coding region runs from base 190 to 831 and encodes 213 amino acids. The transcript has 7 exons. Lineage: Eukaryota; Metazoa; Arthropoda; Malacostraca; Amphipoda; Hyalellidae.
CGUCGGGUUCUUACUGCUCCACACUUCAUAGGAUUUCUAACAAUCAAGAAGAAGAAAUAAUUGAGUGUUUACAAGUUUAAUUGCGCAAAGAAAAACUUUCCGGACUAUUGCUAGGACUAACGAAACAAUAGAAACUGCUACUUAAUCUGACUUCAUUUCGAAUUAAUCUUAUACGAAAAAAGAGUCAGAAUGGAGUCAUAUUUAUUUCUAGGACUGCUGUUACUGGGUGUCGCUGAGCCCAUGAGCUUACCAGAGACCCGAAUUUUCGAGGGGGAACUGACGCAGCUUCUCAUCCAGUUCUUGUCGCCUCUUGAUCCCGCAACCUUGCAGGAGGCGCAGCUCGCAAUGAGCAAUGAAAAAUUAAUUGACGUUCAGUUGGUGUUGUAUGAAGGACAAUGCAGAGGCUUCAGCGCCGUACAGGUCACUCUAUUCGAGCCACCGCUGCCAUUCAUUUCGAACAAGUUGAAGCUGUCGAUCGGUAUGAGCUCAGUUGUGAUCACAGCCAAGCGUUAUAACAUGACAGGUUCCUUCUUCGGCAGUCCGGUGCAAGGCUCUGGAGCUGCCAAUUUGACGUUCGCGGAUUUGGUGCUGGACGUGACGUUUGAGACAGAAGAGUUCUCGUCUGAUCCUCUGAGAGUGUGUCUGCGUUACAACUCCUUCAACAUCAACCUCUCCGCCUCCAGCAUCACGGGGAACUUUGAAGGAAUGGAACAAGUAAAUAGCAACAUGGACAAGGCAGGCCCGUUCAUCCUGGAAGAAUUACAAAAGAACAUCAACAAAAAGGGGCCAGAAAUAGAAGAUGCCAUCAACAACCAGUUGUGCUCAACCUGAAGAUCCUCUACCAUCGCUAUUUCAAAUAAAUUAUAAAUCUUAUCGCUUGUUGUUAGAAUUGUGCAAAAA